AAGCAACACUACAUGCAAGUGAAAAAAAAAAAAGUUGAGCAUAAAUUUGUAAUGAUGAUUAUAUUAUUAUUCCUGUAGGAGCAGUAAUAUACAUCUUUUAGAAAACGUUAACAUGGGUAUUUGCUUGUUGGUUCUUUUAAUAUCCGAGAAUCUUGUGGGCAAAAAGUCAUACACACAUUUAUUUUUGUUUUUCUUGAUGAUUUUGAAAAGUUAUCCAAUCAAAUGUGAGACGAAAUAAACACACCCCCUUUUAUUUAUUUCUUUCUAGACAUUUUCUUUUGUGAGUUUUGGUUUUUGACUUGAUUUGGUUUAGGAAAACAGUAGUUUAUAAACUGACACUUUGUUUUUUUGAAAAAAAGAAAGAAAAUGGUGAUUUUGUUUGAAUUUUAAUGAAAGCAUUGAUUUAAUGAUUUCCUAUUCUGAUUUACUUAUUGGGAUUUAUUUUUUAUUUUUAUUUUGUUGUUUCGGUACGUGAGGCAGUCAAAGAGAAGAUUUUUAUUAGAGAUAGGGAAAAAAAGAUGUCCUUUCAGGUUUUCGGGAGAGAUUAUUUCUUUAAUAUUACCAUCUAGGGUUUCUUAACUUUACUCUCUCUUUGGUUUAUGUUGUUUUCGAUUCUCUUCCACUGCUGGGUUUUUUUACUCUUCUAAUUCCUCAAUUUUGUUCAUUUGGGUUGCUUGAUUUCUUGUUUUUCUCAUCCGAGUCAUUGAGUUUUCUUCAAUUUGGAGUGUUUUUAGGUCUGGUCUUGAGCGCUUCGCACCAAAGUUUGGCUUUUGGUGAUGUGUGUUAAGGUGGGAUCCAUAGAUUUUUAGCAAAAUUUAGGUUUUUGUUAUUUGAUUUGAUUGUGUAGAAGUUUUCUAGGUUAAAGGAAGCAUUGGUGUAAUUGCUCCUGCUACUGGGGAAAGUGAGUUAGUUGUCAAUUUUUUCAAACAUAUAUUGAGGGAUCUUGGCAUGUAUGCAUGAUGUUUCAUGCUCAAGGUCCUUUAAGGAAUCAUUGUACUCUCCUUGCUGUUCUUUGUGGUAAAAGUGGUGAUAAUAAGCAGAAGCAACCUCUCUCUGAUGAUAAACCUAGAUUUCCUUUUCCGGAACUUGCUUCAGCUGGGCGGCUGGAGGUUCAGGUACUGACUAAUCCGAGCACUGAUGAGUUCCAGCGUGUGCUUCAUUCAUUGGAGCCCAGUAUCGUGUAUUUUCAAGGUGAGCAGAUUGAAGAUAGUGAAGAAAUUGGACCUUUAAGAUGGGGAGAUAUUGACUUGUCCACCCCAGAAUCCUUAUGUGGACUAUUUGGUUCCACAUUGCCUCCCACGGUUUAUUUAGAGAUCCCCAAUGGUGAAAAGUUGGCAGAGGCACUUCACUCCAAGGGAGUUCCAUAUGUUAUAUAUUGGAAAAGCAUGUUUUCAUGUUAUGCUGUUUCUCACUUUCGUCAAGCAUUGUUGUCAGUGGUUCAAAGUUCUUGCAGCCAUACAUGUGAUGCUUUCCAACUCGCUUAUGCAUCUUUUAGGCUCUACUGUGGACGAAACAACAAUACCCUAGCUUCCAAUGGCCAGAAAGUUGGUGGUAAACCUGGACCACAGUUACUCGGUGAUCCACCAAAGUUUGAUAUUACUCUGCCCGAGGCAGAUGAUCAGGGUGAAGAAAGCUCUUCUGGGGCUCUUCCUGCUAUAAAAAUAUAUGAUGAUGAUGUGACCAUGAGGUUUCUUGUUUGUGGACUUUCAUGCACAUUGGAUGCAUGUUUGUUGGAAUCAUUGGAGGAUGGGCUUAAUGCUCUCUUGAACAUCGAAAUUCGUGGGAGUAAACUUCAUAACCGGACAAGUGCUCCUCCACCUCCUCUUCAGGCAGGGACAUUUUCUCGUGGUGUGGUGACAAUGCGAUGUGAUUUAUCAACCUGCAGUUCCGCUCACAUAUCACUUUUAGUGUCUGGCAGUGCACAAACUUGUUUUAAUGAUCAGCUUUUGGAGAAUCAUAUUAAAAAUGAGCUUAUUGAGAACAGUCAGCUAGUCCAUGCAUUGACUAGCUUUGAGGAAAGCAAAUCACCUUCAUCUGAGCCACGAAAGUCUGCUUCCAUAGCCUGUGGGGCAAGUGUUUUUGAAGUUUCCAUGAAGGUUCCUACAUGGGCAUCACAGGUUUUGCGGCAGCUGGCCCCAGAUGUAUCCUACCGCAGCUUAGUAAUGCUAGGAAUUGCCAGCAUUCAAGGACUAUCAGUUGCUUCUUUUGAAAAAGAUGAUGCUGAUCGCCUCCUUUUCUUCUGUUCAGAGCAGGGCAAAGAGUCCCAUCCACUCAACACUUUUCUCACUAGGCCUCCUACCUGGUUGAUUCCUCCUGCACCUUGUCGAAAAAGAUCCGAGCCAACCCGAGAAACUAAACCCUUAACUUCUGGUCGUGGAGGUGAAAAUGGAGGAAAUGUUAAACACAAGUUUCAUGUCGCUGCAAUGAGACCAAUUCCCCACACUCAUCGUCAUAAAAUGCUACCAUUUUCUGGAUUUUUUGAUGCUGAAAGAUAUGAUGGAGAACAAGCAAAGCCUAGCUUGCCACCUCCGCCACCAAAGCAUAGUGUUGUCGGACCUGCUCCUGUCACACAUCGAAAAUCAUUGUCAAGCUCUUAUCAGGCGCAGCAGAUUAUUUCUCUAAAUCCACUGCCUUUGAAGAAACAUGGAUGUGGUAGAUCUCCAAUACAAGUUUGCUCUGAGGAGGAAUUCUUGAGGGAUGUAAUGCAGUUUUUGAUUCUUCGUGGUCAUUCUCGUCUAGUUCCUCAAGGUGGACUGGCAGAGUUUCCUGAUGCCAUUCUUAAUGCAAAACGCCUUGACCUUUUUAACUUGUAUAGAGAGGUGGUUUCAAGAGGAGGUUUUCAUGUUGGGAAUGGCAUCAACUGGAAAGGACAAGUAUUCUCAAAGAUGCGCAAUCAUACUUUGACUAAUAGAAUGACUGGUGUUGGCAAUACACUAAAAAGGCACUAUGAAACUUACCUUUUGGAAUAUGAAUUGGCCCAUGACGAUGUAGAUGGAGAAUGCUGCCUGUUGUGUCACAGUAGCGCAGCUGGUGAUUGGGUUAACUGUGGAAUAUGUGGCGAGUGGGCUCACUUUGGCUGUGACAGGAGGCAGGGACUUGGUGCCUUUAAGGACUAUGCUAAAACAGACGGGCUGGAGUAUAUUUGCCCCAACUGCAGCAUUGCAAAUUUCAAGAAAAAAUCACAGAAAACUACAAAUGGAUAUUAGCAAGCUGGUCUCAAGGGGUCCAUUUCCUUUCUUCCCCAACAUAAAUGCAUAAGAUAAAGAGUAGUAGGAAUGUAAUUAUUGUAUCGUAUCUCGCUUCAUAUAGAUUAAGCAAUUAAGAAGCCCCCCACCCGUCACGUGCUGUGGAAAGCCAAUUUCGACAUGGUAAUUGUAGAAUAUACUAUAUUUCAUGAAAUCUAAUUUAAUCAGGUAGUUUUGUCAAGUA
Molecule: messenger RNA, 3429 nt
Organism: Populus trichocarpa (black cottonwood)
Lineage: Eukaryota; Viridiplantae; Streptophyta; Magnoliopsida; Malpighiales; Salicaceae
Product: AT-rich interactive domain-containing protein 4
Exons: 15
Coding region: 957-3206 (749 amino acids)
Molecular function (GO): DNA binding
Source: RefSeq, a predicted model, not a curated record